Diversispora eburnea is the source of this 1275-nucleotide messenger RNA. NCBI's taxonomy places the organism in Eukaryota, Fungi, Glomeromycota, Glomeromycetes, Diversisporales, Diversisporaceae. The record is from the annotation of a GenBank genome assembly.
AUGACUUAUUGGGAAGUUCGCGAAAAACUCUAUAAAUUGUAUUUUGAUCAAGAUGAAGAAGAGGAUGAAGCCUCCGAAGGACAAUUCGGGGAGCUUCCAAAUACAAUCGAAACAGUUCCCUGGAACAAAGAUCUCGAGAAUCGCCUCUGCCAGCUGUACGUAAGGGAUGAUGUCGUGGACAUAUUUUGGUGCCGAAACAUCCCCACUGAUAAAAAAACAUUGAGUGUUUACGUAGUUACUCGGAAUCUUAGCCGACUUGAAUAUACAGAGGAGGCCACAAAAGGUCAAGUAAUUCAUUUUAUACCAGAAGAAAAAGGAUUUCUCAAUACCGAAAUUCCACCACAAAGAGCUUAUGAUCCUCUGCCAACCCAGAAUAAGUUCCCACAAGAUUUACAGAAGGCUUUUGAUGAAGCCUUAAACAAUGAACUGGGGUCAUCAUUCCGCGAAGUGAAUUAUAAACUGGUUGGUAUGAGCACCGGAUGUAAGCGAACUAAAGAGAUUCGUGAGUAUCCGGUAGAUGUUGUCGAGGCUUGUGUUGCAACUCCCUACGGUUUUGGUGCGAGUUAUUGUCAAGCUUAUAAGGGUGAUGUUAAGUUGGGUCGAUCUUCGCAUGAUGAUUUAGAUGAACGGAAACGAUUAUUAGUUGAAAUUGCAUUAGAUGAUGAAAUGUACAAAGAAGAAUCUGAAAUGCGCCAAAAGGACUUUGGUGUUGAUUCCGCUUUUUGUAUUUUCACAAACAAAAAUCAAAAGUUGUGUCCGAAUAAAUUUUCAGUUUCCCCAGAGUGCUUUGAAAAAGAAAAGCUUCCUGAAAACAUCUGUCUAAAUGGUUUUUAUACAUAUGAAAAUUUUGAUAACAUUGAUGAGAUUGAAGUCUUUAAAGUUGAAAGGGAAACAGGUCUUUCUUGUGUAAAAUUUGUUCCUAUUAGCUCUGCUAAUUGCAUUGAUCUCAGAGAUCUUGAUUUUACAAACAAAUGUAUCGAAUUCGCAGCAGAAACGCACGGCGAAAUCCCAACAUAUAAUAUUAUUACAGAUAAAGAACACUUUGUUCGAUACAUGAAGACACCGACGUUUCAAAAUUGUCAGAAAUGUUACCCAACUGUGUGGCUCGAUUGGCAAUUAAUUUUUAGUUUCAGAACUAGAGACUUCGAACCAGGAGACUCGGGAGCAAGUGUAGUGGAUCGAAAAGGAAAAGCCCUUGAAAAUUCUAAAUACGCUAUUGCUUCCCCUUACUUUGCAGUUUUUGAGGCAUUGGAUGUAGAACCUGUGGAAACAUAA